Macrosiphum euphorbiae (potato aphid) is the source of this 1044-nucleotide messenger RNA. NCBI's taxonomy places the organism in Eukaryota, Metazoa, Arthropoda, Insecta, Hemiptera, Aphididae. The record is from the annotation of a GenBank genome assembly.
AUGGACGACAGAGUUGUUUUGUGUUAUAUGGAUUUUCUGUGCGACGAAUUCACGACCGAUGUGUACCAUAAAAAAAUUAAAACGAUGAUACGGGAAAACAAGAGGAGAAUAUAUAUCGAUAUAAACGACGUACGUAAGUACAACAUUGUUAGAGCUAAUGCAUUGUUAAACAAUUUUUUGGUAGAAGAGGUAGCACUUAAGCGUACCAUUAAAGAAUGUGUCCAAUGCAUAGACCCAUCUUAUGCAAAUAAAAACGAUGAGUUUUUUGUUGGCUUUUAUGGUGCGUUUGGCUCGAAUCAUGUUACGCCUAGGACCUUAAGGUGCAAGUUUUUAGGCCGGUUAGUUUGUGUGGAUGGGGUUGUAGCAAUGACGUCGGAUGUACAGUCAGUAAUAGUGAAAAGUGUCCACUAUUGUCCCGCCACUAGAAAAAUGCAUGAGCAUACACAUACUGACUUUAUAUCGACCUCAUAUAGUUUUGACAUUGCUACUUCAAAUUGCACUUAUCCAAGUAGAGAUAAUGAGGGCAAUCUGUUGGAGACAGAGUUUGGCAUAUCAGUGUUCAAAGAUCGGCAGUCCUUGAUUAUUCAAGAGUCCACUGAAAACAGCCCAGCCGGGCAAGGUGUCCGGUCUGCUGAUGUAGUAAUUGAGCAUGAUUUGGUGGAUAUGUGCAAACCGGGUGACAGGGUCAUGAUUAUUGGUCAUUAUCGUUCUUUUCUGCCACCAAAAGGCAGCAUUUUUUUCAAAACUAUGCUCAUUGCCAACAACAUUGUUUUGAAAAAUGCUAAUUUUUCGGUUGACCGGUCCGACUUCACGAAGUGCAGGGACCUAGCAAACACAGAACAAUAUAAUAUAUUUGAUUUAUUGGCUAAUUCGAUAGCCCCCUCCCUCUAUGGGAAUAUACUCGUGAAAAGGGCAAUAGUAUGUUUGUUGUUAGGCGGUGUUGAAAUUACUCUACCAAACAAAUCGCGCAUACGUGGAGACAUACAUAUGUGUUGGAGCCCGUUGCUAAAGAAAAGUACAGCUUGGUUUUUGGUUCAAAUAUAA